GGUCUUAGAGAACAGAUUAAAGAGCAGCGGCCGGCAGCUUAGAACCAUCAACGAAGUUAGAGUUUAUAUAAAAUUUUUGCAGUGUUUCGUUCGAAUAAAAAAUAUAACUAAGAUGGCUAACACAAAGUUCAAGUACUUCAUCCUCACGGGAGAUCCUGGCGUAGGAAAGACUACAUUGACGAAGAAAAUAGCGUCUUGCUUGCGGGAAACAGGAAUUUCUACAUCUGGUUUUUACACUGAAGAAGUUAGGAGGAACAGAGUUAGAGAAGGGUUUGACGUGGUCACUUUAGAUGGAGACAGAGGGAGAUUAGCACGAGAAGAAUCCCUUUUGAAUAGCCCUGUGAAGCACAGAGUUGGAAAGUAUGGAGUCACAAUACAAGAAUUUGAGAAUUUAGCCUUGCCAUCAUUAGAAAAGGUUAACACAUGCAGUCCACAUUUGUUGGUGAUUGAUGAAAUCGGUAAAAUGGAGUUCUACAGUCAAUUAUUCAAAACUAAAAUUAAAGAUAUUUUCAGUGACACAUCAAACAGUGUUGUUUUAGCCAGUAUACCAAUGAGAAAGAGUGAUGCUGUUAUUGAAGCCAUAAGGAACCACAAGAAUGCCAAAGUUUUUGUGGUAACAAGAGAAAAUAGGAAUACAAUUGACAAGGCAAUCAUGGAGGAAAUGAAGAGGACACUGAAUGUUAUAUGAAAUAAUCAAGUAUUUUUAGAUAAGUACUCAUUCUUCUAUGAUUGUCAUUACUACUGCAGUGAUAAUAUAAACUACUAUUAUAUUUUCACAUGUUUAUUGAUAGGUUGUUCAAUAAAAUUAUUGAUUUUUUA
Plodia interpunctella (Indianmeal moth) is the source of this 819-nucleotide messenger RNA. RefSeq lists its product as uncharacterized. The record is from RefSeq and is a predicted model, not a curated record. NCBI's taxonomy places the organism in Eukaryota, Metazoa, Arthropoda, Insecta, Lepidoptera, Pyralidae. The transcript is spliced from 4 exons. Gene Ontology annotation, molecular function: ATP hydrolysis activity. Bases 113 to 688 code for a protein of 191 amino acids.